Molecule: messenger RNA, 2023 nt
Organism: Sardina pilchardus (European sardine)
Lineage: Eukaryota; Metazoa; Chordata; Actinopteri; Clupeiformes; Clupeidae
Gene: crtap
Product: cartilage associated protein
Exons: 7
Coding region: 242-1441 (399 amino acids)
Biological process (GO): peptidyl-proline hydroxylation to 3-hydroxy-L-proline; collagen fibril organization
Cellular component (GO): endoplasmic reticulum
Molecular function (GO): collagen binding; protein binding
Source: RefSeq, a predicted model, not a curated record
GGAAGUAAUCAUUGGACAGAUGACAACAUCAACACGAAUAAUAGCAGCAGCUGAAAUAAGCAUUUGUCUUUAGAGAAAAAACAAAUACAUAUUUGGCUUUCACCGGUAUUCCCACGCCAAAUAAUUUGCGUCGCUCCGGACAUCCAGUUGGGCCGCGCCCCUGGAGACGUGGAAAGUUUGCAGGCGGGACUAAACUCACACACAAUCGCAGAAAGAUCUGGAGCGCUCUGUGGAGAUUAUCAUGGUGUCACGUCUGUCGAGGAUGCAUAUUUCUUUGUUCGGUCUUGUGCUAUUCUCACUUGGCCUGCUCGUCAGUGCGCAGUAUGAAAAAUAUAGCUUCCGAAGUUUUCCUCGACACGAGUUAAUGCCACUGGACUCCGCGUAUCGGCAUGCGCUAGACCAAUACAGUGGAGAAAAAUGGAAGGAGACCGUAGAGUUCUUGGAGGUGAGUCUGCGCCUCUACCGGCUGUUGCGGGACAGCGAGGCCUUCUGCAAUCUAAAUUGCAGCUCUGUGCGCAUCGAUCAGGAGGAGCGCUUCGCUGACUUCCCGGAGCUUCACGCGUUUGGUAACGUUAUGAAGCGCGCGCAGUGCUUGAAGCGGUGCAAGCAGGGUCUACCCGCAUUCCGACAGACCCUCCCCAGCCGUGAAACUGUGGAGGACUUCGAGAAACGUGAACCAUACAAAUACCUCCAGUUCGCCUACUUCAAAAGUGAUAACGUUGCCAAGGCCGUGUCUGCGGCUCACACAUUCCUACUGAAACAUCCCGAGGACGAGAUGAUGAAGAGGAAUAUGGCCUACUACAAGAGCUUGCCUGGUUCUGAUGAUCAUCUGAAAGACCUGGAGAGCAAGUCUUACGAGACCUUAUUUGUGCGUGCAGUGCGGGCAUUCAACGGGGAUAACUUCCGCACGUCCAUAUCGGACAUGGAACUGGCCCUUAGGGACUACAUCAAGGUGUAUGAUGAGUGCCUGGCAGCCUCGGAAGGUCCCAGAGAAAUUAAAGACUUCAAGGACUUCUUCCCCUCCAUUGCAGCUCAUUAUUCGGAGGUCCUGGAGAGGAAGGUGCGCUGUGAGGCUGAACUGAACCCAGUGGUUGGAGGCUUUGUUGUUGACAAAUAUGUGGCGACAAUGUACCAUUACCUGCAGUUUGCAUACUAUAAGUUGGAUGAUCUAAAAAACGCAGUGCCGUGUGCCGUGAGCUAUCUGCUGUUUGACCCUGAGGAUGAGGUGAUGAAGAAUAACGUGGUCUACUACCGAUACCAUCGGGACAAAUGGGGGCUCGGCGACGACGACUUCCAACCAAGAGCGGAGGCCAUUCGAAUACAUAAUCAGACCACCAUGCAAGCACAGAUGUUAGAGUUCUCUCGUCAAAAACUACUGGAUGAUGAUGAGGGUGAAGUGUUGGAGUUCCUAGAUGAGUUCCUGGAUUCUGAGGAUAAAUAAUAUUUAUUUAGAGAAACUGAAAAUCACACUGUCUACCAGCACACUCUUAUACGGAAUCCCAUUGGCACACACACAGCCAUGCACACACGACCACACACAGCCAUGCACACACUCCCACACACAGUCAUACACACAGACCCACACGCCACAGAUUUAGCGUUGCAGGAUCAGCCACACGCUCCUUGCCUUACCGACAGUGUCCAAAAAAAGCCUGAGAGACCCUCCUCAUUGUGAACCUAGUUCUGAUAGAGACUAAAUGUAGGCACACACAUACAAGUUAUUCUCAUGCACUGCUGAUCUAAAACCGGGUGCCUUUAACAGCUCCAAAGGAACAAGCACGUUCUCAGUGGUCUGUCUUGGAGCCUCAUUUCUGAUAGGGGGGGGGGGGGGGGCGAUAGCAGAGAUGUUUAUGAGUUGCUGAAGAGAGCCGAAGUUCCUUUUUAUCAUUUCAUCUUUUGGUGCACCUCUUUCAGGGACACUUGCUGAAUACAAUGGAAUGAUUAGGUGUUUCUGAUUCUGUGCAAUUUCAAGUGAAAGUCCUUUCUGUGAUGUACAGUGUUAAAAUAAAAGGCGUUUGUUAAA